This is a messenger RNA of Heteronotia binoei (common prickly gecko), 1289 nucleotides long. It is a transcript of the gene FADD, whose product is annotated as Fas associated via death domain. Gene Ontology annotation, molecular function: protein binding. The record is from RefSeq and is a predicted model, not a curated record. Lineage: Eukaryota; Metazoa; Chordata; Lepidosauria; Squamata; Gekkonidae. Bases 175 to 747 code for a protein of 190 amino acids. Gene Ontology annotation, biological process: negative regulation of extrinsic apoptotic signaling pathway via death domain receptors; signal transduction. The transcript is spliced from 3 exons.
AGGAAGUAUGUAGUGAGUUUUUGAAAAGUUUUCAUUAUGGUGGGUUUUAAAGGAUUUCUAGCAACUUUUGCCUUCACCCAGAAACUUAUUUGGAGUUCGUCUGAAGUGGGCAGGGAGGGGUUAAGUAGUUCUUGUGAACUAAUCGAGUCGUCGUAAAAGUGGAAGUUUUGGAGGAUGGAUCCAUUUCUGGUUUUGCUGAAUUCAUUUUCGACCAGCAUAUCUCCAGAUGAGCUUUCUAAUCUCAAAUUUCUGUGCCAGUCCAAAAUCGGUAAAGGAAAGUUGCAAGCUGUGAAAAAGGGCACUGAGCUCUUUACCAUUCUCCUAGAACAACAAGACAUUACACCCAGCAAUGUAGAAUUCUUAAGAGAGAUGCUCAAAAGUUUGAAAAGAGAAGAUCUGGUAACUCAACUAGACCACUUUGAAGAAAAUGUAGAAGGUGAUCCCACCGAGCAGCUAAGCAUUGAAGAAAAACGUAAGGUGGAGAGAGCAUUUGAAGUCAUAUGUGACAAUGUUGGAAAAAACUGGAAAAUGCUGAUUCGAAAACUUGGAAUUUCAGAUGCCAAAAUAGAUCGAAUUGUGGCUGCCCAUCCAUACAACUUAGAGGAGCAGUUGAUGCAAUCCCUUCUAGCAUGGAAGAAAUUGAAAGGAAAAGAAGCUAAGUCUGAGGACUUAGUAAAAGCCCUCAGGGCUUGUAAAAUGAACCUAGUGGCAGACAGAGUUGAAGAUGCUUUACAUCUGGUCAUCUAAAAUACAAUAAAAUCACUGGGAAGAAAAUUUUACUGAGAUAUUAAAUGAUAUAUUAGCCAGGAAAACAGAUCUUGUAGAAUUCCCUUUACAUGUGUACAUAUACUGGCUUGCCUUGUUUGCGUGCAGUGGAAUUAAGACUACUUUAGCUCUCUGAUUUGUGCCAAGACUGGCAAAGUUGGAUGCCUUUGGAAUUCCAUGUGCAAAGCUUAUACUUGUCAAGGUAAAGUAUUUAUAAUUCUAUUAAAAUCAAUUUUAACAGAAAUCCUCCAUUAAUCCUCUUGGAGGAGGAAUACAACCAAAACAUGUGAUGAAGAUGAUAAUAUAUGAAUGGUAAUAGACUAGAAGUCUUGCGCUAGAUAUUGUUUUAUGUGUGGGGUCAUGAACACCACCUGUUUUACAUGAGCAGAGGCAAAAAUUGCUUUCUUUGAACCUUUGAUGAAUUUGGAACUUUAAUGUUGUGGAAUUGUUGUCAUAUUUGUCAUGCUGAUAAUGUGCUUGAGACCCAGAUGCCAAAAUAUAUUUCCUAUUUAUAUAUGUGAAAA